Molecule: messenger RNA, 8184 nt
Organism: Pteropus alecto (black flying fox)
Lineage: Eukaryota; Metazoa; Chordata; Mammalia; Chiroptera; Pteropodidae
Gene: H6PD
Product: hexose-6-phosphate dehydrogenase/glucose 1-dehydrogenase
Exons: 5
Coding region: 29-2530 (833 amino acids)
Biological process (GO): pentose-phosphate shunt, oxidative branch; glucose metabolic process; pentose-phosphate shunt
Cellular component (GO): endoplasmic reticulum
Molecular function (GO): 6-phosphogluconolactonase activity; glucose-6-phosphate dehydrogenase activity; NADP binding
Source: RefSeq, a predicted model, not a curated record
GCACCCCAGACACCCGGGCUUCUGGAAGAUGCUCGCCGUGGCAACGUGUGUGGCCCUUCUGGGCUGCCUGCAGGCCCAGAAGCUCCAGGGCCAUGUCUCCGUAAUCCUGCUGGGAGCAACUGGGGACCUGGCCAGAAAAUACUUAUGGCAAGGCCUGUUCCAGCUGUACCUGGAUGAGGCGGGGCAGGGCCACAGUUUCAGCUUCCACGGGGCCGCUCUGACGGCCACCAAGCAGGGCCAAGAGGUCAUGGCCAAGGUCCUGGAGUCCCUCUCCUGCCCCGAGGACGUGGCGCCCAGCCGCUGUGCCGAACUGAAGGACCAGUUCCGGCGGCUGAGCCAGUACCGCCAGCUGAAGACCAGCGAGGACUACGUGGCCCUGAGCGAGGGCGUCGAGGCGCUGGUGCAGCAGGAGGGCCGCCGGGAGGCCGGCCGGCUCUUCUACUUCUCUGUGCCGCCCUUCGCCUACGCGGACAUCGCCCGCAACAUCAAUAGCAGCUGCCGCCCCGGCCCGGGCGCCUGGCUGCGGGUCGUCCUCGAGAAACCCUUCGGCCACGACCACCUCUCAGCCCAGCAGCUGGCCACGGAGCUGGGGAGUUUUUUCCAGGAGGAGGAGAUGUACCGCGUGGACCAUUACCUGGGCAAGCAGGCCGUGGCUCAGAUCCUGCCUUUCCGAGACCAGAACCGCAAGGCCCUGGAUGGCCUCUGGAACCGGCACCACGUGGAGCGCGUGGAGAUCGUCAUGAAAGAGACGGUGGAUGCAGAAGGUCGCACCAGCUUCUACGAGGAGUACGGCGUCAUCCGCGACGUGCUGCAGAACCACCUGACGGAGGUGCUCACCCUGGUGGCCAUGGAGCUGCCCUACAACGCGAGCAGCGCGGAGGCCGUGCUGCAGCACAAGCUCCAGGCCUUCCGGGCGCUGCGGGGCCUCCGGCGCGCCAGCGCCGUGCUGGGCCAGUACCGGGCUUACGGCGCGCAGGUGCGCAGAGAGCUGCGCGCCGGACACUCCCCGCAAGGCCGGGACGUUCCGAGGCAGUGGGGCGCCCAGAGGACGGGCUCAGAGAGAAGGGCUGACCGGCAGGGAGGCAGGACGGGGAAGGCACGGGGGCUGGGAGGGCCCCGGCGGUCUGCGCUGGGGCGUCACCUCUGCUGUCCCCCUGUCGCCUCAGGCAUCCUCGUUCACAUGGACAACCUUCGCUGGGAGGGCGUCCCUUUCAUCCUGAUGUCUGGCAAAGCCUUGGAUGAGAGAGUGGGCUAUGUUCGGAUCUUGUUCAAGAACCGGGCGUUUUGUGCCCAGAGCGAGAAGGACUGGGUCACGGCCCAGAGCCCGUGCCUGCCUCAGCAGAUCAUCUUCUACAUCGGCCACGGCGAGCUGGGUACCCCUGCCGUGCUGGUCAGCCGGAGCCUGUUCAAGCCCACCCUGCCCUCCAGGAGCUGGAAGGAGGUGGAGGGCCGGCCAGGGCUCCGCCUCUUCGGCCGCCCUCUGUCCGAUUACUAUGCCUACAGCCCCGUGAGGGAGCGGGACGCCUACUCCAUCCUCAUAUCGCACAUCUUCCACGGCCGGAAGGACUCCUUCGUCACCACGGAGAACCUGCUGGCCUCCUGGGUCUUCUGGACCCCCUUGCUGGACAGCCUGGCCCGUGAGGUCCCCCGCCUCUACCCAGGAGGAGCUGAGAAUGGACACCUGUUGGACUUUGAGUUCGCAGGCGGCCAGCUGGCCUUCUGCCAGCAGCAGGUGGAGCAGCUGGUGCUGGGGCCAGGUUCGGCUCCGAUGCCCAGUGACUUCCAGGUUCUCAGGGCCACGUACCGAGAGAGCCCGCUGGUCGCGGCCUGGCCCGAGGAGCUGAUCGCCAAGUUGGCCAGCGACAUCGAAGCCACAGCGGUGCAGGCGGUGCGGCGCUUCGGCCAGUUCCACCUGGCCCUCUCGGGUGGCUCGAGCCCCAUAGUCCUGUUCCAGCAGCUGGCCACGGGGCACUACGGCUUCCCCUGGGCCCACACGCACCUGUGGCUGGUGGACGAGCGCUGCGUCCCGCUCUGGGAUCCCGAGUCCAACUUCCAGGGCCUGCAGACCCACCUGCUGCAGCACGUCAGGGUCCCCUACUACAACGUCCACCCCAUGCCCGUGCACCUGCACCAGCGGCUCUGCGCCGAGCAGGACCGGGGCGCCCAGGCCUACGCUGAGCAGAUCUCAGCCCUGGUGACCAACAGCAGCUUCGACUUGGUGCUGCUGGGAAUGGGCCCCGACGGGCACACGGCCUCCCUCUUCCCGCAGUCACCCGCGGGCCUGGACGGCGAGCAGCUGGUGGUGCUGACCGAGAGCCCCUCCAAGCCGUACCAUCGCAUGAGCCUCAGCCUGCCCCUCAUCAACCGUGCCAGGAAGGUGGUGGUCCUGGUCAUGGGCAGGUUGAAGCGUGACAUCACCAUGCUGGUGAGCCGCGUAGGCCACGAGCCCAAGAAGUGGCCCAUCUCGGGAGUCCUGCCCGGUUCUGGCCAGCUGGUUUGGUACAUGGACUAUGAGGCGUUUCUGGGCUGACGGUGCCUCUGUCCUCUGCUCGCUCCACUGCUGGCCCCCACCUGUCCUCGCCCCUCCCCUCUUGGUCCUGCCACCUGCCCGGCUGCCCUGGCUCUCUGCAAUCUGAUGCUCGGUCGGGCCCCUGGAGAGGCCCCGUCCCACUCCCUUUGACAGUCCCCGUCCAGUUGUGGUGGGCAGACGCAGAAACGGGGAAGAAAUGGAGUCUCCGCCCGUGAACGCUUCACAUCCAAGUCAGCAGAGAGACAUCCACCUAAAGAAAAGACCCACGGCAGUUACACGUUCAUAUCAACCAGCACAAAACAAGGCAGCGUGAAAGCCCCCAGCCUGAGAAAGAGGAAUGAAACGGCGUGAGUUAAUCAGGGGAGAGAUCCUGGAGGCGGUGGCCCUCGACCCGGUUCCCGUGGAGAGAAGGGAGCACCGGCAUCCGCGCAGGUGCGGGGUCCGGGUGAAGCAGGGCGCCGGGGGCUGUCCAGGUGCUCGGGCCUCUGGAGCUCCCGCUUCUUGUCUCUGUCCUUUUCCUGAGCCUCUGAUGUCAGCCUGCUGACUGUCCUCUGCAUGGCCGCCUCCACCUGGUCUGUGCCUCUGGUUCUGUGCCUAGGUCCCUCCUGUGGAGGGUCCUCCCAUUCCCUCUCGUUCUUGGCUGUCCCUCAGAGACAGUAACACAGCGGCAAAUGCGAGGAUGUCACAGGUACGGUUCCAGAAAUCUUGCGACUGCCGUUUGGAGUGGAUGACCUCGGCAUAGGGAGGCACUGGUUCCCAGCCCCUCAGCGAGGACCUCUGCCCCCCCACUUCGCCAGCCAGCCCCUCCGUGAGACAUAAUCAGACUUUUCCAGCGACUCCCCGUUUCAGGGGAUCCCUUAUAUUUCAGGGGACUUCCCGGUGGGUGUUUCCACUCUCAGCAUCCCCUCUUGUUUUGCCGGGAGAGAUCCAGUCAAAUCUUUCUCUGAUGGUGACAACUUAUUUGGGGGGAACAGUAUGAUCGUCGCGCGAUCUAGACCACCCGGAUGCUCUGAUCUGACCAGACCAAAGCCAGGCCUCCUUGGUGGUGGGGGGGGGGGCUCAGCUCACAGGCAGCAGGGGCUGCGCAGGACCUCCCCGGGGGCUCGGCAGAUUCUCAGCACCCGGGGGCGGGGGGCAGACUGUGACCCGGCCGCCUGUCUCAUACUACCUCUUGGCAGCACCCAGCCUGCCGGCUUCCUGUCUCCUGGUCCCUCCUGCCACCUCUCCCUUCGCCACUAAUGCACUGCUGAAGACUUGAGGCGACAAAUCAGUAGCUGCUCCUUAAGAAUAGACUGGGUGUUCUGCUCUUGAGAAGCGUGAGCCAGCACUACCUGUUUUUCUGAAACCCCCAAGGUCGGGGUGUAGGGGUUGGUGCUCUGAAAUGCUUUUAAAAAAAUCAAAAAUCUCAGGACAGAUUUUUUUAUUUCCAUUUGCCACAUAGCCAUGCCCACCAGCUAUGACUGUAAAGGGAUAACAUGGGUUUUUCUGCGUGACUGUGACUUCGUAUGGGGCAGAUACAUUCUGUCAGGCAGAUACAACGUGUCAGCGCCACACACAAGGCUUUCCUGACGAGGCGCUUCCCGAAAUCUCUGUCUCUGCUCUCGCUCGUUCACACUUUCUUCAAGGCUAUGGACCGAAAAUAAAGGAAGUCUUUGCUUUCAUUUGAAAUGGCUGCCCGAGCCAGGGGCUCUCCAUGUGAAAAGGCACUCUUGUGACAAUUCUGCUUCCGCCAGCCUCCGACGACCCAGUCCAGACAGGACAUCUCUCUUUAUGCGGAGGGGGGGCCAACCCUGGCUUCCCUUUCUGGGGGUCCGCGUUUUAACUUGCUCUAGAGAUGCUGGCGGCUGGUGCUCGUGAGUGGACACAGGUGGCUGCGGUUCAGAUGCCACUUCUGGCCACGUGGGGGCGCUCUCGCACCAUCCUGCGGGCUUGCGGGCCGACUGCCUUGGGACCCCACGGUGCUGCAUUUGCAUUUUGUAUCCGCAUCCCUGGGGCCUUGGCCUGAGCACCCCUCCAGCUGUUCUUUGGGAACUUCUUCCUCUGUGGUUGCAACAUCAGAUCGAAAGGGACCUCCACAUGCCCGAGCCUCGUUCCAGGACAAGGGGUAAGCUGGCUCCUGAUGUCACUCUUUCUGAAUAAUAGUGAGUCACUGCGGGCCUAAGCCUGGAAUGUCCUGUUCUUAGAGGAGUGCCUCGCAUCAAAACGCACCCCUUCCCUGUGGAGAGUGUGCACAUGGGGGUAGGGUGGGGGCAAAUAAAAAUACCAAAGGCUUCCUUUCCAGAAUCAAGUGCUGUCUUAAAGCCACACCGGAAAGUCCAGUGGGAGACGGCGUCCACAGUCCUGCUUCCGCCCACGCCCCUUCCCCUUUCCCCCCUGCCCUGUGCCAGGAAGGAGAGAUUCUCAGAGGCCGGCCACCGAGGCUGGUGGUUUCCGAGUGUUCUGGACCGUGAUCCACAGCAAGAAACACACUGCAUCACGAGACAUGCAGAGACCUGUCUCGGGCACAAGUGUCAUAAAGGAAUGUCUCCCCUGAGAACAUGGGGUACCCUCUAGUUUCUAUUUUUCAUUUUCAAAAAAAACGUUGCUUUUAAUCUGCGGAAUCGAGUUGAUACAUAGUUUUUAAAAAAUGCUGCUGUGAUCCAGCUUUACCCCGUUCCAUAAGCCAAGGACCCCGAGUCUGGAGAGGGAACACGGGUGCCCGGCUCCCACAGGGACACUGGUGAGCACGUUGGGACUGGAACCCCGGCUUCCCAGUCCUGCAGCCCUGCACUCACCCGCUCUCCCAGCACAGGGAGCCUGCCCAGGCCCAGCACAGUGCUGCUUCAGCCCCCCGGGUGGGAUGCUCGGCCAGGCCUCCUCCAUCACGGUGGGAGGGAGGGCAGCGGGUGCUGAAGAAGCUCUGAUCAGAAGCCUGAGCUGUAGGAACAGUUCUGACGUCGGGGUUGAUGAGUACCAGGCUAGACACUGCACGAUUUACACGAGGUGGCCUUGAUUCUCAGCAACACUGCAAGGCAGGUGGAGGGACCCUCUUACUGAUGAUUUUGAAACUGAAGUUGUCCACCGACCACAGACCAGGUGUGGAACCUGGGUCUUCAGGAGUCCAGAGGGGUGUCCCCAGCCCCCCCUGCGGUGCCACCUCCUUCCCAGAAGCCCCUGGGUGCUCAGUGCAGUGGGGGUUCCUCUCAGUCCUGUAAAAGGUAGGAGGGCCCCUCCUUCGGGAGGCUUUGUCAACUUAGCAUUUCCAGAGCAAGCAUUAUUACCAUCAGUUGUCGGGAAGGACUGGGGGACUUUCCAGGCUGUUGUAAGCUAGAUUCCGAUUUUGAUCUGGAAGCAUGUUUUCUGCUAACCACAAGUUAAAACAGUCUCGUCUCGUCGAUCCCCCUGCUCCCUGCUCCUCGGCAGAGAGUGCUCUCUUCCCACCCUGGGGUCCCCGGUCAGCAGCGUGACCAGAGCUUUCUGCCAGUGGACUGAUCCUUCAGAGCACUCCCUCGAGGGUCGUCAUUCCAGAAAGCACGGGCUGGGAGCUCCCUCCUGCUUCGCCUCGCUUCCUCCUUUCCCAGGAGGAGAGCCCAGGAAGAGAGCCGGGGACAAUGGGACAGAGAAAGGGAGGAGCUUCCGUAAAAUCUUAAAGGACAGUUUUCUACAAUUUAGUUUUCAUAAAAAAAAAUUUUUUUUUUUUAACAAAAAUUCAUGCAGCCUCACAGAAGCAGCCUCUGCCUCAGCCUUGCCCAGCUCAUUUUCAUCUCAAGCAGACAGGGCCUUGCAGACCUCAGCUCGCCAGCACAGAAGCUGCUUGGCAGUGGUCAGUGUCAGAAAAUGAACGAGUCACGGCCAAGGCUGGAGGCGACAUGGCGAGGUGGGCAUGGUGGCAGGCCAACGCAAUGGGCACCCGCCCGCCCCGCAAAGGACAGACUGCAGAGGGGGCGGGGGCUUUGAGAGGGCUGCUGUCUCCCAAUGUCACCAGACCACGUGGCCCACAAGGGCCGCCGGCCUGGCUGUGUGAAGGGCGAGUGAGCCACAGUGCUCUCCUGCCCACGACCCCCUGCAGCUGCUCUGCUGGGCGCCGCAGACCUCAGGCCGCAGCCAGGCGGGUGGCACCAGAGGUGCUGCUGGCUUUGUUCAGGUGACGUUUCCAUGAGGAACAGGGCACUUCUCCAACCUAAUCAGCAUUUGGCCGCCGAUGAGAGCCUGAGAGCCAGGACAGCACUGGCGAAAGAGCAGCUCUGUCGGCCCGCCCGGCUCUCAGGGUCUCAGCCUGGUCGCUGGAGCUGAGUGCGAGUUCACCCUCACUGUCCUGCGGGCCGGCGAGUGCCCUCAGGUGCCGUCUGUGCCGUCUGCCGCCCAUCUUCGUCGCUUGCUGGGAGAGUGGGAGUCGCGGGGGGGCGUGUUGUUUUCCUUGCUGUGUCUACCUAUGGAGUCCCCACGUGAAGUGCAGAGCCCGCUUCCUGCCUGUUCUAGGUUAGAGCCCGCGUCCCGUGUCCAUCAGCCUCCCCACACAGCACACAGCGCGUCUUCACCGGAGGAGCCGGGGGGUGGGGGGCAGGGGGAGCCCCUGUCGGCAGGUGACCCGGGAAGAUGUGCAGAUGUCUUCCGGAAACACCCAGGGACCCUUCUCCAGAGGCACCCGGCCUCGCCUCUGUUGGCAGUUGGAGCUGGGGCGGGAGCGAGGGUUCCUGCUCUCUAAGCUGAGCAAGGUCCCUACUCGCCGAUGCUGUGGGCAGCACAAGAAUAAACAUCAGGGACCGGAGGAGGCAUCUCUGAAAUGUGUGUGCUGCGGGGGUGGGGCAGUGAUCCCCUCGAUGAAGCCUCCUUUCCGGGCUCUUUGGGGAGCGCAUCUGUUUGCGGGAUGGCGUGUGUUUGAAACCCUUGCCUUGCUCUGGUGCCUUAAAGGAAGUCUCUGCAUCUUCUCCACCGUUUUUCACCUGCUGAAAGCUUUACGGAGUAGAUUUGAAUGGGUGGUAGUUAGCCUUGAAAGCGGAGGUAUAAACAAAACCACAUAAAUUUGUCGGUGUGGGUCCUUAGGGGCACCCCACAGAGGUGUAAAAGGGUAGAUCAUGAGAUGUCGUGGGGUGCGUUAGAGGAAGGGGCCCUGGACUAGCUGGUACCCACGGGCCCAGUCUGCGUCUACUUUGCCGUGCAACCUGGUCCGUCCACUCCUCCCGGUUCCACACUGGAGCUGCGGGGUGAGAGCAGAUACCAGCAGGGCCUCCGCUGGCCCGAGUGCUGUCACGGCCUGUGCCUUGUCUCCAGCUGGGAAGGCCCAGUAGGUUCCGUGCCUAGAGGCUGUUGCUGCAGGACACUUAAAUGGGGCUGUCAGGGUGUGCUUCCAUUACCUCGCGUCCCCGUGUCCUCUGUCCCGUGCUUGGACGCUCGGCGCUGGCCAUCCGUCGGGAGAAGAGAGAUGGAGAAACUCCCUUCUCAGGGGACCGUCCGUUCCCUUGAGUGACACGGAGACAGAGAGCGUGAAAACCCCCUCUGCCCAACAGCAAGAAUGUGCCAUGCGUUUCUGCAGAGAGAGAAACUGCCCCUGGUUUUUAUGGAAAUACUGAGCACUUAAAGACGCCUCAGACAAUGAGACGCAUUCAGAGUUUCUAAAAUGACUGUUUGUAUGGCGAAUGUAACUUUUUUUAAACAAUAAAAUCGUUUUGCCAAGA